AGCCUACGUAAAUAGAGAGGCAGAACAUCAACUCAAGAGGAAGAAAGCUUUGAUCUGAAUUUCUUUCUUGCGAGAGAUAAAAGAGAGAGGAAAGAUGACCACUGUUGAAUUCGUUGUCAAGCUCCUUCUCCAAAAACUCAGUGACUUGUUAAUUCAAGAAGCCGAAUUCUUAAGUGGUGUUUGUGAUCAAGUCGAAUGGCUCCAGGCAGAAUUUAGGCGGAUGCAAUGCUUCUUGAAAGACGCAGACACCAAACAAGAAGGAGAUGAAAGAGUGAAGAACUGGGGGCGUGAUGUGAGAGAUGUUGCGUACGAUGCUGAGGAUGUCAUCGACACCUUUGUCUUCAGGACUGCAAUCUUGAAGCGAAGAGGAUUUGUGGGGGUCGUUAAAAGGUGGGCUUUCAUCUUCAAUAAGUUGGUGGCUCGACAUAAGUUGGUUUCAGAGAUCGAACGAAUAAGGAAUAAAAUUCGUGCGAUCUCCGAAAGUCGAUCGACUUAUGGAAUUGAAAAUAUAGGCCAGGAAGCAGAAAUGAGCUCCACCAGGCUAAGGCUCCAGGAUUGGAAGCUGACUUCUCCUCUUGAUCAAGAACCAGAUUUUGUUGGCUUUGAGAAAGAUUUAGAGAUAUUGGUGGCUCGAUUGAUGAAGGGGGAACUGUGCCGUUGUGUUAUUUCUGUAGUCGGAAUGGGUGGUCUUGGGAAGACGACUCUUAUGAAGAAAGUUUACAACGACACUCGUGUUAAGACACAUUUUCACUCUUCUGUAUGGAUUUCUAUAUCACAAGAGUAUGGUGUGAGAGAUCUUCUGCAGAACAUCGUAAAUUGCUAUAAGGUGAUCUCAGAAGAGGAGCUCAAGAAAUUGAAUGUAAUUCAGCUAAGGCAUAUAAUUUCAGAAUACUUGAAAGAGAAGAAAUACCUGAUUGUAUUAGACGAUGUAUGGACAUAUGAAGCAUGGGAUGUUCUCAAGGAUGCUUUCCCGAACAUGAAUAAUGGAAGUAGGGUCAUGCUUACCACGCGCAACAAAGACGUAGCUUUACACGCAGAUGCACGAAGCCAGCCCCAUGAACUGGGGUUUCUAAAUGAUGAAGAGAGCUGGGAAUUAUUCUGUAAGAAAACAUUCCCAGGACAUGUCAACAGCUGCCCUCAGUAUUUGGAGAAGUUGGGAAGAGAGAUUGUGAAAAAAUGCCAUGGUCUACCUCUUGCGAUCAUAGUCAUCGGAGGGCUCUUAUCAAGGAAAGAACCAUGGGAGUGGGAGAAUGUACACAAGAGCAUUAGUUGGCAAUUUAUUGAGGGAGAAGUCAAAAUCUCAUGUAUAUUAUCUUUGAGCUAUAAAGAUCUCCCCUAUUACUUAAAACCAUGUUUUCUCUACUUGGGGAUAUUUCCAGAAGAUUACGAGUUCCACGCUAAGAAGCUGAUUCAGUUGUGGGCAGCAGAAGGGUUUUUGCAGCAGAGAGGGGAUGAAAUGCUAGAGAAGGUGGGAGAAGAUUAUAUGAAAGAGCUGGCUCAACGAAAUAUGAUUCAACUUGCUAAAAGAAGUUCAAGCGGGCGUAUUAAGAGUUGCCGUAUUCACGAUCUCUUGCGGGAUCUUUCCAUAUCUGAAGCAAAGGAAAAUAUGUUUCUCCAUGUUGUUCAUGAGAAUGUGGGUGUGUCUUAUACAUUUAGAGCCCGUCGACUUGCAAUUCACCAUAAUGCCCUACGUGAGUACACAUUCUUAAAAUCGUUCACUCCACGCCUUCGAUCGUUGUUGAUCUACACUCAUGAAGUUGAUGAAAUGCUUGGAAGGAAACCAGAUAAGUUUCUUUACACAGGCUUUAAAUUUCUAAGGGUGUUAGAUCUACACAAUGUGAAAACAGAGCUACCAAGUGAGAUAGGUGCACUUAUCCACUUGAGAUACCUCAGCUGUACUAAGACUUGGUUAAAAAGGCUUCCAUCAUCAAUAGGCAAUCUUCGCAAUUUAGAAACCCUAAUUGUAACAUCUUUUUAUAAUAUCCAAGUACCCAGUACAAUCGAGAAGAUGCAACAGUUAAAAAAUCUCCAUGUGACGAGUGCAGGCGCCGAUGUUUUUUAUGUAAGUUGGGGUGUGAUAGAAGGGCAUCCACGACUCGAUUGGAUUAGCAACCUCCACACUCUAACGCGUGUAAAGGCUGGAAAAUGGAUGGAGGGUUGCUUGGGAAAGCUCACCAAUCUCAGAAAAUUAGGAAUAGGUUUAGGGGAAGGAGAGUUUGAUAAGGUAUUUUUUGAAUCCAUUGUUCAUUUAGAGUGCCUGCAGUCCUUAUUUGUGGCAGCAGGAUCCAAAUUCCCAGCAUCGGCAUCUUUCAAAAGCCUUUUCAAUUUACAUAAGCUGCAUUUGCAAGGAGAAUUAGAAGGACUAUCUGAGUCUUGUGAAUUCCCAGAAAAACUCAGCAAGCUUACCUUAAGAGACUCUUAUUUAAGGCGAGACCCUCUGGCGACGUUGGAGAAGCUGAAAAGCCUUCGCAUUCUCAGAUUGCUGGAAUAUUCGUACAUCGGAGUGGAAAUGGCUUGUUCUGCACAACGGUUUCUUCAACUGAAAUGCUUACAUCUUGAACGGUUAUAUCAAUUAGAGGAGUGGAGAGUGGAGGAAGGGUCGUUGCCAAGUCUUUUACAUUUACGGAUCAAUUACUGUGAGCAAUUGAAGAAGCUCCCCGAAGGACUGCAACAUGCGACUACGCUCAAGAAAUUGGAGUUGUGGAAUAUGCAUCCAUUGUUCAAAGCGAGGCUCCAGGAAAAAGAAGGAGAGGAUUGGAAAAAGAUUCAUCACAUACCUUCCAUCGACAUACACUAUAUGGAGUGAUUCUAAGCGCUUAUAUUCUCUCCUUGCAAGUUACAUUGGUGAGACUUCUUUCCCCUCUUCAUUUUAAUUUUCCUGUUAAUCGAUACUUGAAAUUUUAAAUUUGAAUUGAAGUAACUUAUUCUUUUAAAUGCUUUAAAUUCUUGCUAUGAAAAUCUACUGCUACUUUCUCACUUAGUUUAUAGCAUGCUAUAUUGGGUUUUAAUUAAAGAAAUCUUCAUAUAUAAGCUCUUGUUUUAAAGGAGAAGAAGCUACAUGGCACAUGUGAGGCGAUUGGACAUGACAUAGUAUAGUCGUGAUGGAAGUUUUUAUUUCCAUUUCAUUGUUAAUCUGUUGACUUCCUCAUGUCUGAAUUGUGUGAGAUAUUUGGGAUGAUGUUUUCAAACAGUAGCAUUCUGUGUGUGUUUUUCUUUAGUGUAUCUUAGCAGGGGCUCUAUUUUCUCUGCUCCAUCCGGAGUUCAGGUUUUGUGUGUCAUUUUCCUGGCAUGGCUCUUUGGCGGAGGGGGGGCCGGUUGGGGACAAGAUUCCGUAUAUUGCAGGGCAGCAUGUGGCUGUGUUGUUGAGUGUUCUCUUGCUCGGCUUAUCUGCCAGAUCUCUUCCUUGCUGUUUAAAUGGUUUGGAUUAUGUUAUGGCUUUCUGUGCAUAUUGUUUCCUGUUCGAUUUGGAGUGGGCUCUGUUUGGUUUGGGCGAAUGUUAUUUUCGUUUGGCGCAUGAUGUAGAGCGGGUCACGGACACUUUUAUGGCAAAGAUGGACCAGAGAAGGAUUAAUCAGAGGUGGAAGUGAUAGGACCGUCAGAACCUUAAAACAGUUGUAUCUCGCAGACUGAAAUGAGUUUUUCAACAUUCCAUAUAUGAUUUUGGGUAGGAGAAGCUACUUUAGCCAACCAACCCUUCUAUGCCGGGUUGUGCAAGCUGGAUUUGCGAGAUUACAUCAGAUCAACAGUCGAAAUUUCUUUUUAUUCCAUCAGAUCACGCUUAAUUCGAGAAACCUCUAUGAGGAGUCCAAAGAAGGUUCAUGGAUUUGGAGUAUUUAUUCUUGAGAAAGACGGUACUCGACCUCUUCACAUACUUCCCUGCUUCAGCUCAAGUCGGUGGUAUGGGCAGAAUAGGGGAGAUGCUGCUGGUGAAUGACAUGCUCUAUCCACCUCUGUUUAUUUUCUUUUAUGUUGCUCUUUUGUCUGGUGUCUCAGUAGCUUUCUUGUGUAUUUUUUGUUUCGGAAUUUACAUAAUAGGUGUGGCCCAGAAUUUUUUGUAUUGCCUUGCCAAACAAUAUACAGCCACAUGUGCUAAUAUAGAGCCAAUGCAUUUGAACU
Magnolia sinica is the source of this 4116-nucleotide messenger RNA. Its product is annotated as putative disease resistance protein At1g50180. Lineage: Eukaryota; Viridiplantae; Streptophyta; Magnoliopsida; Magnoliales; Magnoliaceae. The record is from RefSeq and is a predicted model, not a curated record. Gene Ontology annotation, molecular function: ADP binding. Gene Ontology annotation, biological process: defense response to other organism. The coding region runs from base 95 to 2806 and encodes 903 amino acids. The transcript has 2 exons.